This is a messenger RNA of Brassica oleracea var. oleracea, 164 nucleotides long. RefSeq lists its product as uncharacterized. The record is from RefSeq and is a predicted model, not a curated record. Bases 18 to 143 code for a protein of 41 amino acids. NCBI's taxonomy places the organism in Eukaryota, Viridiplantae, Streptophyta, Magnoliopsida, Brassicales, Brassicaceae. The transcript has a single exon.
UGUGUUGUUUCUGAGAUAUGGAGCAAGUUCUCGUCUGGCCAAGCUGCUUCCAUCAUCGGCUUUUCUCUUUCCAAGAAGCGCUUGAUUGGCGGUUUCUUCUUCGUUCUGAUUUCCUUGUUGGCUCUUUCGUUAACUGCACUUAGUUCUCAAACUCUCUCCUAUCA